Schistosoma turkestanicum is the source of this 2473-nucleotide messenger RNA. NCBI's taxonomy places the organism in Eukaryota, Metazoa, Platyhelminthes, Trematoda, Strigeidida, Schistosomatidae. The record is from the annotation of a GenBank genome assembly.
AAAUAUAUGAAGCAAGAUAAUACGAAAAUUAAAGAACUUGAUUUAGAAUUAGAGAAAUUAACCAAUGUUCGAAAAACAUUGAAAACUAAAUUAGACACAACUUAUACAAAUACAUUAGUAAAUCAAGUGAAAUUUGAUAAUUUAAGCAAAGAAGUCAAAGAAGCGUAUACACAAAGAGAUAGUUUAAUAAAACAAUGGGAAGAUGUUAUCAAUCAAAUGCGUCAACGUGAUGUUGAAUUAGAACAUUUUUCUCAGCGUCUUAAUCAAGCUAAAGCUCAAGUAUGUGAACAAAAGCAAUUGAAUAAGGAGAAAUUAGAUUUUCUUCAUUUACAAGAGGAGAAUAAUUUAAAUGUCAGGCAAAAGUUAAACGAGAUUAUCAAGAAUAUAACACAGUGUAAACAAGAUUUGAGUAAUACAGAAACUAAACGACUGGAUUUUCACAGCGGGUUAGAAGCAUUGAAACGUACUGUGGAUAAGACUGUAAAUGACCUAGAAGCAGCUAGAGUAUUGAAUUCACAAUUAAAGAAAGAAAAAGAAAAGAAAUUGCAAAAUCUUGAAAAUCUUCAAGAAUCAAUUGAUAGUUCACUUACCCGGUUAUCUUAUGUGACAGAAUGUAAAUUGACCGCUGAACAAUAUGCCGAUGAAGCUGAUAAACAAUUAACUUCACAAACAUUGAAUCAUGAAUUAUUCUGUAAGCAAUUGAAUAAACUACGUGAAGAAAAAUUUAAAGUUACGCAAAAAUAUGAAGAUUUUGUUCGUGAGGAGAAAUUAUUGAAACAAGCUAUUUCAGGCUGUGAAAUAACUAAAAGAAAUUUACUCGAGAAAAUUGAAACGUUAGAUUCUCAAUUAAUUAAACAACAAGAAGUUUUAUAUCGUCAGGAUUUUACUAUACAAAGUUUAGAAAGACGUAUUGGUCGAAUGAGUGGUGAUGAAAGCAAUGAUCAACGUGAACUGUUAGAAAAUAAAAUUGCUGAAUUAACCAAAGAAUUAAAUGAACGUGAGAAUACGGUGGCUAUGUUAACAAAUCAACUUGGCAAUCUUGGUGGUGAACUGCAUCGAAUAAAACGUGAAUGUGAAACUUUAUUGAAUAAAAAUGAAUCUCUUCAAAAUCAAUUAGAUACAAAUGAAUUAGAAAUUGAUAUAAUGUUAAAAGAAAAGGAGAAACAAUCACUUAAUUUACAAAAACUUCUUGUUGAAAAAAAUCUUAAAAAAUUGGAAGUUCAUCGAUUGACUAAAAUCUAUGAACAAUAUACAGAUAAGAGGUAUGAUCUGCAAAAAGCCAGUCAAGAGUUGAACUCAACUGUUAAAGAACGUACAGAACAAAUUAAUCUACACCAAACUAUGUUAAAUAAGCAAAUCAAAAUUAAUGCAACAGAGAAUAGCCAAUUGAACAUUGAAAUUCAAGACCGUAAAUCAAAAGUGGACAAAUUAAUUAAACGUUAUGAAAUAAUCACUGCACUUAUGGCACCUCCAGAAGGUGAAGAAACAAAAAGUCUAGCCUAUUACUUAAUAAAAGCUGCUCAAGAUAAAGAAUUACUACGGCGUAAAGGUGAUACUUUAGAUAAUGAAAUACAUAUAUUAGAACAAGAAAUUGUUGCACUUGAAAAUACAUUAGCUUUAAUGAAUGGUUGUAAUACAGUUUAUCGUAUGAGUCAUGCUCAAUUAACAAAUGAUGCAGACGAGAUACAACAACAAACCGAAUUGAAUGAACAAAUACGUGUAUUAAACAUUAAAUCGCGUUAUGAUCAGUCUCGUUUAAAUGAACUACAUGAUUUAUAUAACAAAAUGGAAGAAUCUUCAACACGUUUAGAUAAUGACAUAGAAUUAUACAAAGAUCAAACAAAACGUUUAGAAGUAGAAGUAGAACAUAGAACAAAUGAAAUCGAGAAACAAAAUACCCGCCUAAAGAGAGCUUCUGAAAGAAUGGAAAAAGUCAAACGUUUGAUUAAGAAAGAAGACCAAGAAAACAUGCGGCCAGAUAUUGAGGCUCGAUUGGCUAAAGAAUUAGUAACGCUUGCAACGAACGAGUUACUAGAUCGUUUAAAAGGUGACGUGACAAUAUAUGAACAAGCACGAGUAAUGCUGUCUACUUCAGGCAUACCUGUAAACAGUUUGGCCGGUGUCAGUGGACAGAAACGACGCGUUAGCGGUUUAAGUUCAUCAACGAAGUCGGUAAUAAGCAGUUGUAGAACAACACCUACGCCUAUUGGUUCUGAACCAACAUCUCCAGAUAGCACAAAAUGCUCAUCGAAAAUAUGUUCACCACCUAGUGGCUCAGUCUGUAGUGGUGAUGAUGCAGUAGUUGAUGAGUAUGACAAUGUACAGAAUUCAUCAAGAUGCAGUGGAGGAAAUACAACAAAAGAUAUGUGAGUCAAGUCGAUCAAACACUUUCAUAUUAAUUCAUAAAUGAUUUAAAAUCAUUUAUGUUAAUGACCAAACAUUUUUUUAAAUGAUGCUUCAGUUGUAUUAAUAG